Molecule: messenger RNA, 672 nt
Organism: Penicillium daleae
Lineage: Eukaryota; Fungi; Ascomycota; Eurotiomycetes; Eurotiales; Aspergillaceae
Product: GNAT family N-acetyltransferase
Exons: 2
Coding region: 1-672 (223 amino acids)
Molecular function (GO): acyltransferase activity, transferring groups other than amino-acyl groups
Source: RefSeq, a predicted model, not a curated record
AUGGGCGAUUCAAAACGCAGAUCCCUCGACUUCAAGAUCCUCCCCGCAACAGAGGCUGAUUGCGCCACGAUCGCAAGUAUAGAGGCUAUCUCCAACUGCGAGGCUAGCAAGACCAAACCGGAGAACAACAUUUCGCGAGUCAUAUUUGGGCCCUCUAACGAUACGUCACUUCGCGCCAAGGAUCUCCUCGAUAAACUGCAAAAUGACAAGAGCAUGCAGAUGUGGAAGGUUGUAAUCAGCGAUGACAACGGCGAAGACAAAAUUAUCGCCCUUUCUAUUUGGCAUUAUUAUCUUGAGCCUAAGGUGAUUGAAGACUGGAAGGAUAUUGAGUGGCCACCUACCGCGCAUGCAGAGGGUUGCAACGCGUACAUUCGCUCGGCCACAGCAAUGCGGAAGAAACACAUGUCGGGGAAGAUAUUUGGCCACCUGCAGGUUUUGGCCACUCUCCCCCAGUAUCGUGGUUAUGGAAUUGGUUCGACUCUCAUGAAGCGGGGCCUUGAGGAGGGCACAAAAAAUGGUCUAACAGAUUUUUGGCUCGAAGCCUCUAACGAUGGCCAUGAUCUUUACGAGAAAUUUGGAUUCCGCGACGUGGAGCCGAAUUUGAUUGAUUUGGAGAAGUACGGUGGAGAGGGCAUUGCGGCAGUCAGAACUAUGAGAAGAGUGCCUAAUUGA